This is a messenger RNA of Miniopterus natalensis, 1426 nucleotides long. It is a transcript of the gene RASGEF1C, whose product is annotated as RasGEF domain family member 1C. Gene Ontology annotation, molecular function: guanyl-nucleotide exchange factor activity. The record is from RefSeq and is a predicted model, not a curated record. Gene Ontology annotation, cellular component: plasma membrane. Gene Ontology annotation, biological process: Ras protein signal transduction. NCBI's taxonomy places the organism in Eukaryota, Metazoa, Chordata, Mammalia, Chiroptera, Miniopteridae.
AAGUGCACAGCAGAACAGGGCAGGCAUGCCUCAGACACUGAGUGCCUCCAACAUGGUCACCCCAGGCAGCCCCAGCCCACCCGCCACUGAGCCCAUGGACGGUGAGCAGGCCGAGCAGUCAGUUCUGGAUGGGGCUCCAUCCUCAGCCUCCCUGGACACCCUGAUCCAGCACCUGGUGCCCACAGCCGACUACUACCCCGAGAAAGCCUACAUCUUCACCUUCCUGCUGAGCUCCCGCCUCUUCAUCGAGCCCCGGGAGCUCCUGGCCCGCGUCUGCCACCUGUGCAUCGAGCAGCAGCAGCUGGACAAGCCAGUGCUGGACGAGGCCCGCGUCCGGAAGUUUGGCCCCAAACUGCUCCAGCUGUUGGCCGAGUGGACAGAGACCUUCCCGCAGGACUUCCAGGAGGAGUCGACCGUCGGGCACGUGAAGGACCUGGUGGGCCGCAUCGCCCCCUGUGACGAGGCCUACAGAAGGAUGAUGCACCAGCUCCUGCAGGCUCUGCACCAGAAGCUGGCGGCUCUGGGCCAGGGGCCCGAAAGCCUGCUGGGCGCCGACAAGCCCAUCUCCUACAGGACCAAGCCACCAGCCUCCAUCCACAGGGAGCUCCUCAGCGUCUGCAGUGACCCCUACACGCUGGCCCAGCAGCUAACCCACGUGGAGCUGGCGCGGCUGCGACACGUCGGGCCCGAGGAAUUUGUCCAGGCUUUUGUGAACAAGGACCCCCUGGCCAGCGCAAAGCCCUGUUUCAGUGAUAAGGCCAAGAACCUGGAGGCCUACGUGAAAUGGUUCAACAGAUUGUGCUACCUCGUAGCGACUGAGAUCUGCAUGCCGUCCAAGAAGAAGCGGAGGGCCCAGGUGAUCGAGUUCUUCAUCGAUGUGGCCCGCGAGUGCUUCAACAUUGGCAACUUCAACUCCCUCAUGGCCAUCAUCUCUGGCAUGAACAUGAGCCCUGUGUCCAGGCUAAAGAAAACCUGGGCCAAAGUGAAGACAGCCAAGUUUUUUAUCCUGGAGCACCAGAUGGAUCCAACAGGGAAUUUCUGCAACUACAGGACAGCCCUGCGAGGCGCCGCCCACCGCUCCCUGACCGCCCACAGCAGCCGGGAGAAGAUCGUCAUUCCCUUCUUCAGCCUGCUCAUCAAAGACAUCUACUUCCUGAAUGAGGGCUGUGCCAACCGCCUCCCCAAUGGACACAUCAACUUUGAGAAAUUUCUGGAGCUGGCCAAGCAGGUUGGAGAGUUCCUCACAUGGAAGCAAGUGGAGUGUCCCUUCGAGCAAGACCCCAGCAUCACCCACUACCUGUACACUGCGCCCAUCUUCAGUGAGGACGGUCUUUAUUUGGCUUCUUAUGAAAGUGAGAGCCCAGAGAACCACACAGAAAAAGAGAGAUGGAAAUCUCUGAGGUCUUCUAUUUUGGGGAAGACGUGA